AUGGUUGUCCUACCGAGCGGAGAUGUCGUAUCUGAGGACGAGGAUGAGUUCGCCGAGAUGCCUCCAUUGAUUGAUGAAGGUGAUGAUUCCGAGGUAGAGGUUGAGGCCACUACUGAGCAAGUGGGUGUUGUAGCCCGUCGGGCUCUUGCUAAUGAGGAGGGGCUCAUGGCUGCUCAAACUUCUAGUGCUCAGGGGAUUAAGAUGCAAAUUCCUCCUUUCCAAGGCAAAUCUGAUCCGGAUACAUACCUUGAAUGGGAGAGUCGAGUGGAGCUAGUAUUCGGUUGUAAUGACUACACCGAUGCACAAAAGUUGAGACUUGCCGUAGUAGAAUUCACCGACUAUGCCAUAGUUUGGUGGGAACAAGUGGUUACAAGCAGGAGAAGGUGUGGAGAUCCACCUAUAACCACUUGGACUGAGCUCAAGAGACUGAUGAAGAAGCGAUUUGUACCAAGUCACUACCAUAGAGACUUGUACCAAAAACUUCAAACCUUGACACACGGUCAACGCUCAGUUGAGGACUACUACAAGGACAUGGAAAUCUCCAUGUUAAGAGCUGAUAUUCAAGAAGAUAGAGAGGCUACAAUGGCAAGAUUUCUCAAUGGUCUGAGGGUUGAAAUAGCCGAUCAACUGGAGCUUCAAUACUAUGUGGAGAUAGAAGAUAUGGUGGAGAAGGCUAUCAAGAUUGAGCAAAGGCUCAAGAGGAGGGGUACAACCAGAAAUUACAACCCUCAUCCACACACAUUUACUCGACCAUUCCAGCCUAGAAGGGAAGAGAGAGGUUCGAAUACUUGGACCACUCCAAAGCCGAAGCAAGAUCAAGGGUCAAGCUCACGGCCACCUUUUACCAAAACCGACUCCAAGGUUGUUUCCAAGCCAACAAUUGAAACUUCAAAACCUAGGAAUCGUGACACCAAAUGUUGGAGGUGUCAAGGAGUUGGGCAUAUUGCAAGUCAAUGUCCAAACCCAAGGACCAUGCUUGUCCUACCAAAUGGAGACAUUGUCUCUGAUGAUGAAGAGGAGGAUUACAAAGACAUGCCUUCCUUGGUUGAAGAGGAAGAUGAGAUAGAGGAAGUUCCAACUCAAGACAAUGUUGGAUUGGUAGCAAGAAGGGCACUAGCUACUCAAGCUAGUAAAGAUGAGCUUCAACGUGACAACAUCUUUUACACUAGGUGCCAUGUGACCAACAAGAGGGCAAUUAAUGCCAUCACGGUAAAGUACCGCCAUCCCAUACCUCGUUUGGAUGACAUGUUUGAUGAAUUACAUGGUGCAAUCAUUUUUACUAAGAUUGAUUUGAAAAGUGGUUACCAUCAAAUUCGCAUGAAAGAAGGAGAUGAAUGGAAAACUGCAUUUAAGACAAAACAUGGACUUUUUGAGUGGCUGGUCAUGCCUUUUGGGUUAACCAAUGCACCAAGUACUUUUAUGAGACUCAUGAAUCAUGUUUUACGUUCUUUCAUUGGUAAAUUUGUGGUCGUUUACUUUGAUGACAUUUUGAUCUAUAGUAAGAGUCUAGAUGAGCAUGUUGUGCAUUUACAAAUGGUCCUAGAUGCACUUCGCAAGGCGAGCCUCUACGCUAACCUUAAGAAGUGUACCUUUGGCACAAAUCAAUUGGUUUUCCUAGGUUAUGUUGUAAGUGAGCAGGGAAUUCAUGUUGAUCAAGACAAGGUGAAGGCUAUUAGUGAAUGGCCAACCCCUACCACUGUAAGUGAGAAAGAUGUGCAAUUUCAUUGGGGAGAGGAACAAGCUAAGUCUUUCCAAUUACUUAAGCACAAGCUCACACAUGCACCUGUUCUUAGUUUACCUAAUUUUGACAAAGCUUUUGAAGUAGAGUGUGAUGCUUCUGGUAUAGGUAUUGGUGCUGUCUUACUUCAAGAGGGCCGCCCAGUUGCCUACUUUAGCGAGAAGUUGAAUGGAGCUGCUCUAAAAUACUCAACAUAUGAUAAGGAACUGAUGGCCUUAGUGCGAGCUCUACAAACAUGGCAACAUUACCUUCGCCCUCGUGAGUUUGUCUUUCACACAGAUCAUGAGUCGCUCAAGCAUAUCAAGUCCCAAGACAAGUUGAGUAAGCGACAUGCACGAUGGAUUACCUUCAUUGAUAGUUUUACCUUUGUGAUCAAAUACAAGACAGUAAGAGAAUCUCAUGGAGGAGGACUAAUGGGCCAUUCUGCUACACGUUAUUCACCGUUUGAAAUUGUGUAUGGUUUUAACCCUCUCACACCUUUGGAUUUAACUCCUUUACCUGUUCAUGAGAGAGUUAACUUGGAUGGUAAGACCAAGGCGGCAUAUGUACGUGAGUUACACACUAAGGUGUGGGCCAACAUCGAGAAGCGUACACUUCAAUACAUCCAAAGUGCCAACAAGGGGCGCCGCAAGAUGGUCUUUGAGCCUGGCGAUUGGGUAUGGAUACACAUGCGCAAAGAGAGGUUCCCAGUCAAACGACGUAGUAAGCUACUUCCACGGGGAGAUGGUCCAUUCCAAGUCCUGGAGCGUAUAAAUGACAAUGCCUACAAACUUGAACUUCCAGGUGAGUAUGGGGAGCAUGAGCGAGAGUUGGCCAAGAAAUCCAACUACUCUAAAGCGACCAUUAAAGCACCAGCCGUGAAGACAUCCACACCUAGUACUUCUGGGCGAAUGGACAAGCAUCCAAGCUUGCUUGCAAAGAACAGGGAAGUUCGCAAGUUACUUUUAUCCAAGCAAGUUGUUUUUGUCUUAUACUGCAAGGAAGUGAUUCUACUCUCUCAUGAGGCACUCACUGACUUACCUCCUGAAAUCUCUUCGUUGUUGCAGGAAUUUGAGGAUGUUUUCCCGGACGAGAUCCCAAGUAGACUACCCCCACUCAGAGGGAUCGAGCACCAGAUAGAUUUCGUCCCUGGAGCAUCCUUAUGGAACAGACCGACCUACAAGAUGGGUCAUGAAGAGACUAAGGAGAUCCAGAGAUAA
This is a messenger RNA of Coffea eugenioides, 2937 nucleotides long. RefSeq lists its product as uncharacterized. Bases 1 to 2937 code for a protein of 978 amino acids. The transcript has 7 exons. NCBI's taxonomy places the organism in Eukaryota, Viridiplantae, Streptophyta, Magnoliopsida, Gentianales, Rubiaceae. The record is from RefSeq and is a predicted model, not a curated record. Gene Ontology annotation, molecular function: nucleic acid binding; zinc ion binding.